Dacryopinax primogenitus is the source of this 1659-nucleotide messenger RNA. RefSeq names its product MFS general substrate transporter. NCBI's taxonomy places the organism in Eukaryota, Fungi, Basidiomycota, Dacrymycetes, Dacrymycetales, Dacrymycetaceae. Bases 23 to 1600 code for a protein of 525 amino acids. The record is from RefSeq and is a predicted model, not a curated record. The transcript has 8 exons. Gene Ontology annotation, biological process: transmembrane transport. Gene Ontology annotation, molecular function: transmembrane transporter activity.
CAACUGUCAAUACACCGCAUCCAUGGCAGACGUCGAGAAAUCCGCAUCUCCCCCCCCUGAAGCCCUGGCAGUCCAGGAGAUUCACUCACGCAAGCUCGGCCUCUCCACAUCCUACGAAUCCAAAGUCGCCCUCCUGAACUGGCACAUCACCCACGAAGUCGGGUUCGGUAGAUUCCAAUGGACGCUCACUGCUCUGGCUGCAUUCGGCUGGUUCGUUGAUAACGCCUGGUUUCAGUGUGUGUAUGUGGCGACGCCUGAGGUGCAAUUGGAGUUUGAUAUCGCUUAUAUUGGAUGGGCGAGCUUGGCUCUCUAUGCGGGGUUGAUAGUGGGCACAUUCGGUUGGGGCAUCGUUUCAGAUAUCGUGGGACGUCGACUUUGCUUCAAUACGACAUUGUUGGUCAGCUCCGUAUUCGGUCUCGCGGCUGGAGGGGCAAACAAUUAUGUGACGUUCUGCGCGCUUCUCGCAUGCACCGGUCUCGGGGUUGGGGGCAACAUCCCCGUUGACUCUGCCUUGUACUUGGAGUUCAUUCCAGGAACGCACCAAUGGAUGCUAACAUUGCUGUCAAUGUUCUGGUCUCUCGGUACGCUCUUCGUAGCCCUCAUCGGAUGGGGGUUCAUCGCUACGUACUCCUGUGCCGGUGCGCCCUGCACGCGGGAGAACAACAUGGGAUGGCGUUAUGUCUUCUUCACCACAGGCUCGGUGGUGUUCGCCAUGUGGAUCCUGCGAUUCUUCGUUUACCGAAUCCCCGAAUCCCCCAAGUAUCUGAUAGCACGUGGUCGAGAUGCCGAAGCCGUUUCAGUAGUGCACUAUAUGGCAAAGCAAAACGGCCGGAUCUCCACCCUUACGCUCGAGAAACUACGCGCGGCAGCAGGAGAGAGCGUUGAUGACCUCUCCCUGAACCAAGCUGAGUUGUCCCCCACGUCGUGGACCACUGGCAAGUCGCUGUGGGAGAUGACACGGCAGAGCCUGGCCCAGUUCAAGUUUGGGCAUGUGAGGGCCUUGUUUGCUACCUGGAAGAUAGGAAGCAACACCCUCUUGCUCACUCUUCUCUGGGGCCUCAUUGGAGCUGCCUCGCCGCUGUACAACGCCUUCAUUAUCGUCUUCAUAUCAGAGAAAGGCGCCGAAGUCGGUCAAUCAAGCAUCUACACUACGUACCGGCAAUACGCCAUCACCUCCACCGUCGGAAUCCCCGCUGCUAUCAUCGCCGCGGCGCUUGUUGAGCUGCCGCGUUCGGGGAGGAAGGGCGCUAUGGCUUUGUCCACCGCUUUGACAGGCGUGUUCUUGUUCCUUUUCACUACAUCUAGGAAUGCGGAAGGGAUAUUGGGGUGGAACUGCGCGCUGAGCUUGACGCAGGAUAUCAUGUAUGGAGUCAUAUAUGCAUACACUCCGGAAUCCUAUCCUGCGCCUCAGCGCGGAACAGGCUAUGCCAUCUCCAUGACUUUCAACCGCAUCAUGGGCGUCGCCAUGCUCCUCAUUGGUCGAUUCAUGGAGAUCACGCCCACCAAGCCGGUCUACGUCUCCGCAUCCCUCUUGUUGGUCACAGCAGUGCUCAUGCUGCUACUACCGAUCGAGACCGGGAACGGACGUAUGGCCGUCUGAAACAUGAUUACUGUCUUGUCCAUAGUAUCUAUAAUAGAAUUACAAAUGUUGUUGUCCCG